This is a messenger RNA of Cavia porcellus (domestic guinea pig), 1285 nucleotides long. It is a transcript of the gene Pir, whose product is annotated as pirin. Gene Ontology annotation, molecular function: quercetin 2,3-dioxygenase activity. Bases 219 to 1091 code for a protein of 290 amino acids. Gene Ontology annotation, biological process: monocyte differentiation. The transcript is spliced from 10 exons. Gene Ontology annotation, cellular component: nucleus. The record is from RefSeq and is a predicted model, not a curated record. Lineage: Eukaryota; Metazoa; Chordata; Mammalia; Rodentia; Caviidae.
CAGUCCAAAAGGCAGCAGAGCUGGUCAAGGGAGAGGCGCGUGAAGCUAGGGAAGAGGAUCGGGGUGCCCAAGGUAAAUACGGUGUUGCCUCUAUCCAGCACUCGUCUUCCCCUCUCCCAAGAUCCAGUGACUUCAGUGGUUCCUGCUUCCCUGAGACCUCGCGCAGAGAAGCGCUGAGUCACGCUCAGCAUUGGAAGAUUCUCUUUGUAGACCUUGACAUGGGCUCCUCCAAGAAGGUUACUCUCUCUGUGCUCAGCCGGGAGCAGUCAGAAGGGGUAGGAGCACGGGUUCGCAGAAGCAUCGGCAGGCCUGAGUUAAAAAAUCUGGAUCCAUUUUUACUGUUUGAUGAAUUCAAAGGAGGUAGACCUGGAGGAUUUCCUGAUCAUCCACAUCGAGGUUUUGAAACAGUAUCAUAUCUUCUGGAAGGAGGAAGCAUGGCUCAUGAAGAUUUCUGCGGACACUUUGGUAAAAUGAACCCAGGAGAUCUACAGUGGAUGACUGCAGGCCGGGGCAUUCUGCAUGCUGAGAUGCCUUGCUCAGAGGAGCCAGCCCAUGGCUUACAACUAUGGGUUAAUUUGAGAAGUUCAGAGAAGAUGGUGGAGCCUCAGUACCAGGAACUGAAAAGUGAACAAAUCCCUAAACCCAGUAAGGAUGGUGUGACAGUUGCUGUCAUUUCUGGAGAAGCUCUGGGAAUAAAGUCUAAGGUUUAUACUCGCACACCAACCUUAUAUUUGGACUUCAAAUUGGACCAAGGAGCAAAACAUUCCCAGCCUAUUCCUAAAGGAUGGACAAGCUUCAUUUAUACCAUAUCUGGAGCUGUGUACAUUGGGCCUGAUGAUGAGCAACAAAAAAUAGAACCUCAUCACACAGCAGUGCUUGGGGAAGGUGAUGGAGUCCAGGUGGAGAACAAGGAUCCUGAGAGAAGCCAUUUUGUCUUAAUUGCUGGGGAGCCAUUAAGAGAACCAGUUGUCCAACAUGGUCUCUUUGUGAUGAACACUAAUGAAGAAAUUUCUGAAGCCAUUCUUGAUUUCAGAAAUGCAAAAAAUGGGUUUGAAAGAGCCAAAACCUGGAAAUCAAAGAUUGGAAACUAGUGAAGAAGAGUCCAAUGGAGGUCGCAAUUCUUUUGCCAUACAUGGUGCCCAGCCAUUUAGGCACUCAGUCUAAAGCUGACUUAGCGGGUGUUUCUAAAGGAUACCACGUUAAACUGAUAGCAAGAUUUUUGUGGCAAUGUAUGUAGGAUAUUUUCCUGCACAUUCAAAUAAAACUAAUCAUUGCUUCUUUAAAA